AUGAAAAAAAGAUAUGCUGAAAAACUAAAUGAAGUUUUGUUCCCAAUAAUUCUCACGCAGUUUACAACAAGUUUUUCGAUAUUGUGCGUGACUGGUUAUUUACUAAUCAAGUCAUCCAUAUUAGAAACUCUUCGUUUCAUUAGUUAUGUAAUAGCUAUGUUGGUUGAAAUUUUCAUUUAUAAUUGGUAUGCCAAUGAAGUUUCAACGAAGAGUCUGGAUUUUAAUUUAUGUAUUUCUGAAAUAAAUUGGACUGCCAUGCAUGUUCAAAGUAUGAAAGAAAUAACAAUUAUGAUGAUUCGCUCGACAUCGCCAAUAGUUUUUUCAUGCGGUUCAUUAAUUCAAUUAUCUUUGACGAGUUUCAUGAAAAUAUUAAAAAUAUCAUACUCAGCUAUUAAUCUUCUUAUAUCAUCAUGA
Messenger RNA from Ceratosolen solmsi marchali, 414 nucleotides. RefSeq names its product odorant receptor 94a-like. Gene Ontology annotation, molecular function: olfactory receptor activity; odorant binding. The record is from RefSeq and is a predicted model, not a curated record. Lineage: Eukaryota; Metazoa; Arthropoda; Insecta; Hymenoptera; Agaonidae. The transcript is spliced from 4 exons. The coding region runs from base 1 to 414 and encodes 137 amino acids. Gene Ontology annotation, cellular component: plasma membrane. Gene Ontology annotation, biological process: detection of chemical stimulus involved in sensory perception of smell; sensory perception of smell.